This is a messenger RNA of Hemisphaericaspora subhashii, 1827 nucleotides long. Its product is annotated as alpha-mannosyltransferase. Lineage: Eukaryota; Fungi; Ascomycota; Pichiomycetes; Serinales; Debaryomycetaceae. Gene Ontology annotation, biological process: mannan biosynthetic process. The record is from RefSeq and is a predicted model, not a curated record. Gene Ontology annotation, cellular component: Golgi apparatus. Gene Ontology annotation, molecular function: alpha-1,2-mannosyltransferase activity. The coding region runs from base 1 to 1827 and encodes 608 amino acids. The transcript has a single exon.
AUGCUUCCUCCAUUUAAUAACUCUUCAAGGAAAAUAAGUGGAAGAAAGAUUCUUUCAUUCAGAGCCAUUAAAGUUCCAUUAGUCAUUGCUAUAUUUAUGUUAUUCUUAUUUGAAGUAUCAUAUCUUUUAGAUUAUACGUCUACUAGUCCUAUAAAUAGUGUGCAUCAAUAUGUAUCAUCUAAUGACGCAUCAACUCACAGCACACAUUCCGGAUCAAUUGAUGAUUAUUCCGCUGAAGAAUAUGAGGACGAUAAAGAAGAAGGACAAGUCGCAGCAGUAGUAGUUCCAUCUAACACUGUUAGUGCACCCACCAAUACCAAAUUACCAGGUACUACUACUCCACCACCACCAAAGAAAACCACACCAAAAGAUUUUUGGGAAUCAAUUUUUAAUAUAUUUUCAAUUUAUAAAUUUGAAAAAGAUGAUUUCCCCUUGAUUAAAUUGACUUCUAAAGAAAACCAAUAUAAUCCAAAAGAAAAGACAAGAAAAACUUUCUUAUCAAAAUCAAUAAUUAAAGAUAUUGAAAUGUUAAAACAACAUCAUAGAAAUAUUUUUAAUUCAUUACCAGAUAAAAUACCUGAUUCAGUAUAUGAACCAGAAUCAAAGGGGAUAGUUACAAUUGGUGGAGGAUUCUUCUCCUGGAUGGCAUAUAUUCAAAUAUUACAAUUAAGAAAAAUUGGAUGUGAAUUACCCGUUGAAUUAAUUAUCCCCAAAAUUGAAGAUUUUAAUCGUGAACAAGAUUUUUGUGAAAAUCUAUUACCUAAAUAUAAUGCAAAAUGUAUUGUUGUUCAAGAUAGAUUUGGUGUUGAUGUGGUUAAAGAAUGGGAUUUUGCCAGUUAUCAAUUCAAAGCCGUGGCAUUAGCCAUGUCAAGUUUUCAACAUACGUUAUUAUUAGAUUCAGAUAAUGUUCCAGUGCAAGCUCCUGAUAGAUUAUUUGAAUCAAAAGUAUAUAAAGCAAAUGGAAUGGUAUUAUGGCCAGAUUAUUGGCAAAGAACAAUGAGUCCAGAAUGGCAUGAUAUUAUUGGCAAACCAUAUUCUUUAACUGAAAAAGUUAGAGAUGGUAGAUUCCCCUUGGUUAUUCCUCAAGAAUUAACCCCUGAAGAAGAAGAAAAUACCAAGUUUAAUGACCUAAAGGGAACAUUGGCUGAUUUAUCUACUGAAUCAGGACAAGUCAUGAUUAAUAAAGGUACCCAUGGGAAAGUUGUCUUGAUGACAUUAUAUUACAAUCUUUUUGGUCCCGCACUUUAUUACAAAUUAUUCAGUUUAGGUGCACUUGGAGAAGGUGAUAAAGAUACAUUUGCCGCCGCCGCUCAUGUCUGUGACAAGGAGUAUUAUCAAGUUAAAUCAUAUAUUCAUACCUAUGGAUAUUUUGAUAAUGGAUAUCAUGGAAUGACAAUGGCGCAAAAAGAUCCAGAAGAAGAUUAUCAAACUUAUCUUAGAAUUGAAAAAGAAUAUCGUGAAAAGGGUAAGAAUUGGGACAAAGCUGCAAAAGAUCAAUUUAGUGGGGAUAAUAAGGUUCCUGUGUUUACUUUACAUUGUAAUAUGAAAAAAAUCGAUCCCGCUAGUUAUAUCAAAGAUGAAAGUAUAAGUGAUUUGGAAGCAAAUAGAAUGAAAGUAAGAUUUUAUUCAAAUUUUAAGAUAAAAUUACCAGGAUCCGAUGGAAAAGAAAAAGUACUUGAUUUUGAAAGAACAAGAUGGGAAACUAUUGAAGAAAUUGCCUGUCAACAAAAAGUGAAAUUUAGUAUAUUUAAGGAUCAAAAUAUGGAUAAAAUUUGUACAUAUAUUAGGAAUACCAUUGAAUGGUUAAAGGAAACUGAGAAAAAGUAA